This is a messenger RNA of Drosophila eugracilis, 1242 nucleotides long. It is a transcript of the gene Cpr78Cb, whose product is annotated as pupal cuticle protein Edg-78E. Gene Ontology annotation, cellular component: chitin-based extracellular matrix. Gene Ontology annotation, molecular function: structural constituent of chitin-based larval cuticle. NCBI's taxonomy places the organism in Eukaryota, Metazoa, Arthropoda, Insecta, Diptera, Drosophilidae. The coding region runs from base 168 to 593 and encodes 141 amino acids. The record is from RefSeq and is a predicted model, not a curated record. The transcript is spliced from 2 exons.
GGCAGUACGGUGGCUAACUUUGAACCUCGCAGACGUCGAAAUUCCGCAGCGGAUUACAUUGAAUCGGGAAAAAUAUUACAAAAUCAAUCAUAAAUCCCCAGAGUGCCUUUUGUGUUGUUUCGAUUGCCUGUGCGAAAAAGAUAAAACGCGAUAAAAACCCGAGAAAUAUGCGAUAUUUUCUAAUUGGCCUGGUGUUUCUGGCCCUCGUUUGGGUGGAAGUGGAUGCGCGUCUGGUGAGGGUUCGCCGGAUCCGGAGAUUGGUAGGCGGUGAUGAGCGGGAUGCCCAGAUAACAGACUUCCGGGUCUCGCCUUCCGAUGAUGAGGGUGUAUUCAAGUAUGCCUUCAAGACCAGCAAUGGUAUCGAUGUCCAGGCCGCCGGAUCUCCCCUUGAAACUAUUGGAAUCUAUAGCUAUACCUCGCCCGAGGGCGUUGCAAUCGAGACACGCUAUAUAGCCGAUGAACUCGGCUUCCAUGUAGUGGGUCGGCAUCUGCCUCAGCCACCACCAACUCCGGAUUACAUCCUGCGAUCCUUGGAAUACAUACGCACCCACACCGAGGAUGGCAAACUGAAGAAGCCCCAACUUGUCUUCUGAAGUUUCUAAGACAAGAUCCUAUCCAUCAUCAUGUCAACCAUCCACAUCGAUUUGGAUGCAAGUGUCCAAGAAGAAGGCUGAACAUAUCCAUAGCAUGUACUAAUCAUCAACUAACUUUAAUAUCUUAAGACACCAGACCUAGACUAAGUUGUUGCUAGAUGUUCUAAGCUCUUCGAAAUGCGCAAAUGUGUGUUGGCCACGACAAGCCACCUUGGGGGCUGUUCUGCUUGGGUUAUAAAUCAAUCCAUCCAUUGAUUCUUUCACGGCUUUAAUUUAUGGUCAUUGCUGACCAUAAAGAGCAGACAAAGGGGCACGCCCAAACACAAAAUCUUUGGUGACCCCAACGAAUUCUAGCUUGUUAUCCCAUUAACUGCUAACAGCUUUAUUUGUCGGCGUGUCUGAUUAAUAUUUACGUCUAUUCUCAGAUAUGGAAAUUUAAAAACUGGAUGGAAAUUAGUCGUGAUUCUAUUCGACGACCUUUCGAUGACUUAAUAAUAAACGGAAAUUUCUUUCCGGGUAAGCUGGCCAUCUCCAAGGGAGGAGCUUCGGGCAGCAUUUGCAAAGUUUCGAAACAAGUUCGGCUCGAUCGAAUUUAAAUACGACCUAACAUAAAUUUUAAGCGAAAUAAAACAUGCAGAUUGAACGAAAA